Messenger RNA from Cephus cinctus (wheat stem sawfly), 521 nucleotides. RefSeq names its product phosphatidylinositol N-acetylglucosaminyltransferase subunit P (gene PIG-P). Gene Ontology annotation, molecular function: phosphatidylinositol N-acetylglucosaminyltransferase activity. NCBI's taxonomy places the organism in Eukaryota, Metazoa, Arthropoda, Insecta, Hymenoptera, Cephidae. Gene Ontology annotation, biological process: GPI anchor biosynthetic process. The record is from RefSeq and is a predicted model, not a curated record. The transcript has a single exon. The coding region runs from base 75 to 515 and encodes 146 amino acids.
AAAGAAUUAGGACCACCUGAAUCUGAAUACAGUUAUUAUUGAUUGAACUAUGUAUUGAAUCUUUAUAAAACUGUAUGAGUGCGUCUCUGACAACUAUACCAAAAAUUGACGAAAUGGCAGAACAUACCCCAGCACCUUACAGGCCGAGGGCUGUAUAUGGGUAUGCUUUGUAUAUUGGAUCCAAUAUAUUUUUUAUAUUGUAUCUUGUAUGGGCCUUAGUACCAGAUUACAUUUUACAUGAACAGUUAGGACUCACAUACUGGCCUUUAAAAUAUUGGGCUGUAGCUAUUCCAAUUUGGGGUCUAACUGCUGCAGGGGUAUUUGCAUUUAUUAUUUAUCCAGCGAUUAAUAUGAGAAUGACACCUGAUAUCGAUGACAUUAAAACAAUCAAUGAUAAAUAUUCAUUGUCCAAUCAAGAAAGAAUACCUGGUGGUAUCCCACCUGUUUCUGAUAUUCCCAUAACAGAAGUUUGCAGAAAAUUGUAUUUACCUGAUUCAAAAAUAAAAAAUAGUUAAUAUGAA